CAUACACAAACUACAUUUUGCGAACAAAAAAUGACUGCUGACAAUAUUGGCGUAACUACAGCUACUCUGGACAAAUAUGGAGAAGAAGACUUUAUUGCCGUGCUAGUACGCUAUGGGCUCUUUGUGGGAGCCAUAUUUCAAUUCGUUUGCAUAUCCGCUGCGGUGCUAAUGAGUGGCAACGAUUCACAGGACACAAUUGAGGAAGAGGCACGCCUUAUCGAUGAGCCAGCGCAAGGCACCGGUAAUGCGGCCCGCCGUCUACACAAAAUACGGAAGCUUGAGAAAAAAAAGCGACGUUAGGAGCACCUAAUUGGGCCGUAAUAUAUUUUUAAAAUA
Molecule: messenger RNA, 336 nt
Organism: Drosophila arizonae
Lineage: Eukaryota; Metazoa; Arthropoda; Insecta; Diptera; Drosophilidae
Product: protein anon-73B1
Cellular component (GO): membrane
Source: RefSeq, a predicted model, not a curated record